CACGUUGUGGCAUUCACUCAUCAUGAUUCGUAAAAUCAGACUUCACCCUUCAACCACUUGUAUUAGCCGAGUUUUAGGUAGCCAACACCCCAUCAGUUACUUUAACAGAGUUCAAAUGUCCAACCCUGCAAAAGUUGUUUCCACGGCACCUCUGCCCGAUAAUGAGGCCAAGUGGACAAAAUUAGUCAAGCCAGUCGGUUUAUUGGAUCCAUCGGUGAGCGAACUUGAUUUGUUGAUGCCGAACAAAACGCCCAUCAACAGGAUCGCCUACAAGGACCCCAAUGGUACCGAGAGGACGUGGGAGUCUGCCGAGCGCCGGACUCGCCCAGAGAACAGCGAGAUUGACGGCGUAGGAAUCGUGGCCAUACUGGAGAAAUCUACUGGCCCCGAGAUUAUCCUACAGAAGCAGUUCCGUCCACCACUCGACAAGGUCACCAUUGAGGUUCCUGCAGGCCUUGUCGAUGCUGGCGAGACAGCCGAGCAGUCUGCCGUCCGCGAGCUGAAGGAGGAGACUGGAUACGUGGGCAAGGCUUCAGAAACGUCAACUAUCAUGUUCAAUGAUCCGGGCUUCACAAACACGAACCUACGCAUGGUUCACGUCACCAUCGACAUGGACCUGCCCGAGAACCAGAAUCUCAAGCCAGAGCUGGAAGAAAGCGAGUUCAUCGAGGUCUUCACUGUACCUCUGUCCAAGUUGUGGGAGGAGUGCAAGAGGCUCGAAGCCGAGGGCUGUGCCAUUGAUGCCCGUGUCGGUACGCUGGCUGAGGGCAUAGAGCUUGCUAAGCGCUUCAAGCUUUCUUGAAUGAAACUCGAACGGCCUUGCCUACUCAUGAGCUGCAGCCCUGUAUUUAUACCCAUCUUGUACAAGACUUAGUUGCAUACAGAAAACUAGAGCAAUUGUUUGCCAGCCGCAGUUUAUAAGCCGCAAAUACACCGG
Messenger RNA from Pyricularia grisea, 937 nucleotides. RefSeq lists its product as uncharacterized. The coding region runs from base 23 to 802 and encodes 259 amino acids. The transcript has 5 exons. Gene Ontology annotation, biological process: ribose phosphate metabolic process; nucleoside phosphate metabolic process. Gene Ontology annotation, cellular component: cytosol; nucleus. NCBI's taxonomy places the organism in Eukaryota, Fungi, Ascomycota, Sordariomycetes, Magnaporthales, Pyriculariaceae. The record is from RefSeq and is a predicted model, not a curated record. Gene Ontology annotation, molecular function: ADP-ribose diphosphatase activity.